AGUCAAGAUGAAGAAUGAGCUUUAUACGAGGCAGUCGUAUCAGUCAGGGUCUGAAACAGGUUCUGGAUACCGAGGAGGAUGUACAAGACCAUUUUCUGGCUGCCGAAGAAGAGGAAUUUGACAGCUUUCACGACAACCUGACACUUAAAAUAGAGAACCAGGAAGUCUCAAAACCAAAGGAUGACAGAAAAUCAGCCGUUAUUUCCAUCAGUGGAGACAACCCUGGAACAAGAGGCGUGAUAUUUGAGGUUAUAAAAGCGGAGAAAGCCAGCGAGGGCAGAUCUUCCUUUGUGAAGUACACUCUGUCAGUCAGCACAGAGGGGGACCCAGACAAGACUCCCGGUCUUAUAGAGAAGAGAUAUUCAGAUUUUAGUGACCUCAAUACAAAACUAAAGAAACAGUUCCCAAAAUAUAUGGAACACAUAUCAUUUCCUGGAAAAUUAGUGAUAGGAAAUUUCACAGAUGAAACCAUAGCCCAGAGGAGCAGAGCCUUUGAGCAGUUUCUGACACACAUAUUCACAAUAGAUUCACUGCGAUUUUCCGAUGAAUUUAAAAAUUUUCUUUACCAAGAAGAAAUGCAGAAAGGAGUGGAAAGUAUACAUGGAGGUGAUUUUUCUCACUGUGUAACCGUCAUGGAGAAAUACCUCCCUGUGCAAGAGAGAUUGCAAGGAGAUCAGCACACUGAUGUAGUGUGCACACUCUGUGUACUGUCUGUGUGUCACCAAAAGCUAGGAGAUCGAGAGACAGCACUUGAAUAUGCUGAGUCAGCACUUUCCUGUAUUAACAAUGACCAGACUUGUCCCUUUCUUGUUCCUUUGCUGAAUCACACUAUCUACCUUUGUUGGGUACUCUGUCGUGAAAAGAGCCAUCUGGAGGCAAGACUGGCGGGACUCAGAGACAAGGGAGGUAAAUCUGAGGAACUCCUGUCCGUGAUAUUAAAUUACACCAAGUUUGAUUCUGUGUGGUAUGAUGAUAAAUAAUCAAACUGUAAAUAGCUCCAGUAUUGAGAUGUACAGCUGACAAAGAAGUUGAUACUGUAGACCAACUUAUUAUUCAUGACUUGUUGUAUUCUUAAUUUGUCAGUAUGAAAUCCAGCCACUAGUCUACUAUUAAUUUUGGUGACUUAGGAAAUUGCAUAAAUACACCAAUUAAUGGUUCAUGUCAAGAAAUAUUCACAAGUAAAUGAGGGUAAAAAAACUCGCAAAUAUUUCUCACAAGGGAAUAAAAGUUUGUUUACAGUAUAUUGCAGCAUAAAUAUGGGCUAGUUCACAGUAUAUAGCAGCAUAAUAUGGGCUAGUUGCCCUCAUCAAACAGAUCUGUCAUGUCAAUAUGUCACCCUAAAAUAAAGUUAGGGGACAAGUUGUUAUUAUUGUGCCAAGGCAUUUAUAUUGCAUGCUGGUAGCCUUUUUUGGCAGGAUUGUUUUUAAUUACUGUAUACCUUGUUUAAUUUUGACAUAUUGCAUAAUAUUUAUACUUACUGGUAUAUUCAGGAGCUAUUUUAUUUGUGGAAAAAAAAAAUUUUAAAAAGCAAAAA
Molecule: messenger RNA, 1534 nt
Organism: Saccostrea echinata
Lineage: Eukaryota; Metazoa; Mollusca; Bivalvia; Ostreida; Ostreidae
Product: sorting nexin-21-like
Exons: 4
Coding region: 15-980 (321 amino acids)
Biological process (GO): protein transport
Cellular component (GO): early endosome membrane
Molecular function (GO): phosphatidylinositol phosphate binding; protein binding
Source: RefSeq, a predicted model, not a curated record